UUCCGUCCAGCACUAAAGCAGCCCUGAAGUCCAAGAUUGUUGCAGAGUUCACACCCCACUCGCUCAUAGAGCAGCUGUCGAGACAGAAGCAUGCUGCUGCUGAAGAAGAGUUCAGGGAGAAGCAGCUCUCAUCUUUCAGGCUGGACGCCUACAACGCCGAGGCCUUCAAGAGGCUGAAAGAUAAAACAGGAGGAAACAAGUUUACCAAAGAUUUUGAAGAUGGCAGUCAGAAGUUGCAGGACUUCAUCAGUUUCCUGGAGAAGGAGUUGAAAAAUGGUCCAUCUCUGCUGGAAGAUUUGGGAAAUGCAGACAUCUUCUAUGAAAUGCAGUACAAAGAAGUAAAAAUUGUGGCUAAUGCAUACAAUGCCUUUGCCAACCGUGUAACCAGUCUUAAAAGAAAGCUGGAUUCUCUCAAGGCAACGCUGCCCGGUCCUGAGGACUCUCCCAUCCCCUCGCCUUCUGAAGACGCCCCAUCGCCCACUGGAUCUGAUUCCCCUUUUCUGGAAAUGGGUGUUAGCAGAGCUCAGGUGGAUCCAGAGCUGGAUGGCAAAGCUAUGGAUGAAGGAGAUUUACAAAGUGACAACAGGGACACAGAGGACAUGGAUUUGUCUGAGGAGGAGGCAGAUGUUGUUCCAGCAGUAGAUGAAAAGAAAGACAAGUCCUCUCCUUCUGUUUCCAAGACUUUAAAGUCAGAGACAACGUCAAAACCUCCAACCACGCCUACGACGGUUUCUAAGCCCGUUGUGUCUGCUGCUGCUGCUGUCACCACAGCCCCAGUGACUCCUGUGCAUGCUAAAGUCACAAGUGCUCCAACCACUCCUCUGGGAGUCGAUCUGGCCAAAGUGGACCUCGGAAAGAUCAGCUCCAUUCUCAACUCUCUCACAUCUGCCAUGAAGAAUACAGCAGCUACUCCAUCACCACGACCAUCCCCUGGGACCCCCACAACCCCCACUGCCCAAUCAGCAGCCUCCAAAGCAAUCCCACCGAGUCCUGCUUUGGCCAGCAUCCUGUCGCGUGUCGACAUCACCCCUGAGGGGAUCCUCAAUGCUCUGUCCAAAACCAACACACCAGCUUUGUCCUCUUUGCUGCAAAGUGUGACAAACACCUCCACUGCAACCUCCACCCGUACCUCUCCAGAAUCGGCAAGCGCCAAAACCCCAGUAACCCCAACCACCCCAAAACCAAAACCCCCUCUGAGUAACAGCCUUAAACAGGACAUGCUUGGAAAAGCCAAACCCAGGGAGAAGGAAAGACGGCUUUCACCUCCCCCUCCACCUCCACCUCCUCGUUCUGCUGCUCAUGCAGUCUCUCCCCCAAGCUUAGAAUCUAAGAUCAACAGUUUCUUGCAGGGCAAUCCAGGUUUUAGUGUGGUCCUGGGUGAUGACAGUCCUGAUGGGGUGGAUGGGACCCCAGUGAGAGACGAGGCAGCUGGCACGCCGACACAGGACGAGAUCAUGGACACACCUGUAAGCAUGCCUGACUCUUCAGCCUCAACUGGAGGUCACAACCUCUCACCCACUGCCUACCGCAAUGAACCCUGGGAUGCCGCCAUCGUGUCAUCAAGCAACGACGACGGAAACGGUCUUGACAACGCGUCUCCCAGAUAUGGAACUGUGAAAAGGAGCGGCACGCAGGCUAAAGAUGACAAAGCAAAGAGGAAGCACGAUUCUCCUCCUCCGGAUAUGAAGGGUAAGCAGGAUGAGAAACGCGGCCCCUUGAAGAUUGUGGGAAACAGCAGAGCGAUGGGGGCCGGCUCUCGUAAGGUGAGCACCAGCUCUGACGACGAUAGAGGUCCGAGUGGAAAAAAGAAGGACAAUGGGAAAGAGUUUCCAGAAGGAGAUGCAAAGGGGGGUCAGUACCAUCGUAUUGAGACCCUCGUGUCGCCCCACACUGAGGGAGCACCCAUCCAGACUCUUGCGUUUUCUAACCGGCCGCUUGCUGGAGAACGCAUCAAGACGGUGGAGAGCAUUCGCGUAAUCGGUCAAAGCUCCCGACGAGGGGGAGGGGCUGGGAGUCGAGCAGGAGCUGCAAUGUGGCUGCUGGCCAUGUCAGCCCUUGUUACGCUGAUGAAGUGA
Nematolebias whitei (Rio pearlfish) is the source of this 2075-nucleotide messenger RNA. RefSeq names its product regulation of nuclear pre-mRNA domain containing 2b (gene rprd2b). The record is from RefSeq and is a predicted model, not a curated record. Gene Ontology annotation, biological process: mRNA 3'-end processing. Gene Ontology annotation, cellular component: RNA polymerase II, holoenzyme. Gene Ontology annotation, molecular function: RNA polymerase II complex binding. Lineage: Eukaryota; Metazoa; Chordata; Actinopteri; Cyprinodontiformes; Rivulidae.